UUGAACCGUUUUGCCACUCCGGCGCGAUGCACGGAAUACAAAGCAGCACCUCGAAUUAGGUCGUGCCGU
This is a messenger RNA of Gryllus bimaculatus (two-spotted cricket), 69 nucleotides long. Lineage: Eukaryota; Metazoa; Arthropoda; Insecta; Orthoptera; Gryllidae. The record is from the annotation of a GenBank genome assembly.